UGAGCCGCCGCCGGAGCCGCGGACGGUUUGCUCAUCCCGUUAGUGCUCUCGGCCGAGACUCACGCCGCCGUCAUGUCCCGCUACCUGCGUCCUCCCAACACGUCUCUGUUCGUCAGGAACGUGGCGGACGACACCAGGUCUGAAGAUUUACGGCGGGAAUUUGGUCGUUAUGGUCCUAUAGUUGAUGUGUAUGUUCCACUUGAUUUCUACACUCGACGUCCAAGAGGAUUUGCUUAUGUUCAAUUUGAGGAUGUUCGUGAUGCUGAAGAUGCUUUACAUAAUUUGGACAGAAAAUGGAUUUGUGGGCGUCAAAUUGAAAUACAGUUCGCACAAGGAGAUCGGAAGACACCAAAUCAAAUGAAAGCCAAGGAAGGAAGGAAUGUGUACAGUUCUUCUCGCUAUGAUGAUUAUGACAGAUACAGACGUUCUAGAAGCCGAAGUUAUGAAAGGAGGAGAUCAAGGAGUCGUUCUUUUGAUUACAACUAUAGGAGAUCUUAUAGUCCUAGAAACAGUAGACCGACUGGAAGACCACGGCGUAGCAGAAGCCAUUCCGACAAUGAUAGAUUCAAACACCGAAAUCGAUCUUUUUCAAGAUCUAAAUCCAAUUCAAGAUCACGGUCCAAGUCCCAGCCCAAGAAAGAAAUGAAGGCUAAAUCACCUUCUAGGUCUGCAUCUCACACCAAAUCUAGAGGCACCUCUAAAACAGAUUCCAAAACACAUUAUAAGUCUGGCUCAAGAUAUGAAAAGGAAUCAAGGAAAAAAGAACCACCUAGAUCUAAAUCUCAGUCAAGAUCACAGUCUAAGUCUAGGUCAAAAUCUAGAUCAAGGUCUUGGACUAGUCCUAAGUCCAGUGGCCACUGAUAGUAUAAACCUAGGCAUGUAUCAUUCAUUUACUCAUAGUUUGGUAUACUUAAAUUGUCAGGAAUACAAUGUUGCAAUGAUGCGUAAAAAGAAAAAAACACCUGUUAGUUUUCCCUGUACCAGGCAAUGGUUAUAAUUAAAAUGAUAUGCUGUUGAGAAGCCA
Jaculus jaculus (lesser Egyptian jerboa) is the source of this 1024-nucleotide messenger RNA. RefSeq names its product serine/arginine-rich splicing factor 10-like. Gene Ontology annotation, molecular function: RNA binding. The transcript has a single exon. Lineage: Eukaryota; Metazoa; Chordata; Mammalia; Rodentia; Dipodidae. The record is from RefSeq and is a predicted model, not a curated record. Bases 73 to 861 code for a protein of 262 amino acids.